Molecule: messenger RNA, 1949 nt
Organism: Biomphalaria glabrata
Lineage: Eukaryota; Metazoa; Mollusca; Gastropoda; Planorbidae
Exons: 5
Coding region: 1022-1837 (271 amino acids)
Source: RefSeq, a predicted model, not a curated record
GUCACUAAGACCAGAGACUCAGCAAUAAAAAGUACGCUAUAGUGCUCCGUCCAUCGGUUACGUAUAUCAUUCUAGUCAGCAUAAGAAAUACGUUCAAAGUUCUUAGAAGUAUCCAAGUCUGGUUGUCCAACCAUGCGGGCUACCAAGCACGCACGCCGACUCUCGAUAAAAAUGUUUUGGAAAAAAUAACUCUUCAAGUCGGACGCAGUGCUUUUUUUGUGAGGACCAAAAUAUUACUUUUCUUGUAUUUUAUCUUAUCUGAUAAUACAGACGUUACUUUAACGUUUAUUAUUAAUUUAUUAGUAGUUAAAAGUUAGGCAAUCCAUCACUUACCGGGACCUAUUUCUUAACAAAAAAAAACCCACUGACCCCACGUAACUUUCGCGGGAACAGAGAGCGCUGCUCAGCCAAAAAAAAAAGGGGGGGGGGAGGGGAAAAACAAUAUUCUCUGUAUAUAUAAUUCUCUACGUCGCCAACCAAUGCGGGACAGCCGACUCUAUAACCCUGCUCGUUUGCCCAAACCCACCCCAUUCGGACAACUGUCUUUCGGGAAGUGUUCAACUGUCACUGAAUGGUAGCCCGGCUGGUAUAGAAAAAAGUCUUUAAAAUAACUGAACAAUAAUUACAUCUUGAUUUUGGUUGAUAUACAAUGUUUAUAAAUGAUGUCGCCAACCUUAUCAUUCACUAUUAAUAGAACAUUGAACUAAAGAUUAUCAAAUUUGAGUAUACUACUCAAGAGCCAUAACUCAAUUUUUCUCCCAACCAUUUGCGAAAUCUCGAUUGUCUGCCUUAUAAUCCACUUUCUAAGCAAACGUAGAGUCCUUGUUUCAUCUUCCUUACAUAGAGCCAACUACUGUUGUAGGACCGGUAGAUAUAUAAUACACUAGCUGAUUAGAUAAGGCUAUCAUUGUCCAAAUAUAAAUAAACUGCCUUGUCAUGAAGAAGUCUAUAAUUAAUCGUGGUUUGUACAUAGAAGAUUCAUUGUUUUUUCUCUUAUGCCAAACAUUAUAUAAACAGUCCAAUGAUUAAACUCAUUUUCGUAUCACUGACUUUGAUUUGUCACUAUGUGACAGCUGCAGCAGUUGAAGACAGAGAUGUUGCUUCUUGUCUUGCCUUCAAUUGGUGUCACGGUGAUCUUGCUUGUCGUGAAUAUUGUAUGUCGCAGAACUGGAUAAUCAAGAGAGAUAUAGCUUCAUGCUUGGCUUCAUGUCCAGCUGGUGACCAUCUAUGUCAUGACCGAUGUAUGGCUCCAAUAGGCAAGAGAGAUAUAGCUUCAUGCUUGGCUUCAUGUCCAGCUGGUGACCAUCUAUGUCAUGACCGAUGUAUGGCUCCAAUAGGAAAGAGAGAUAUAGCUUCAUGCUUGGCUUCAUGUCCAGCUGGUGACCAUCUAUGUCAUGACCGAUGUAUGGCUCCAAUAGGCAAGAGAGAUAUAGCUUCAUGCUUGGCUUCAUGUCCAGCUGGUGACCAUCUAUGUCAUGACCGAUGUAUGGCUCCAAUAGGAAAGAGAGAUAUAGCUUCAUGCUUGGCUUCAUGUCCAGCUGGUGACCAUCUAUGCCAUGACCGAUGUAUGGCUCCAAUAGGCAAGAGAGAUAUAGCUUCAUGCUUGGCUUCAUGUCCAGCUGGUGACCAUCUAUGUCAUGACCGAUGUAUGGCUCCAAUAAGCAAGAGAGAUAUAGCUUCAUGCUUGGCUUCAUGUCCAGUUGGUGACCAUCUAUGCCAUGACCGAUGUAUGAAUCAAAUAGAUCUGAGGGAAGUCUUGACAUACAAGGACUGUCUUGAGUUUUGUGGUGAUGACAUUCCCUGUGAAAUGGCCUGCAGUCUUCACUAUCCAAGUUAAAAAACACCGCAGUCAAUGAGUUACAUUUGAUGUCUUAAAAUGCAUUGACACGACCUUCUCGAGAAACGGGAUGAUUGGAAUAAAAGAUGUAAAUAAACUAAUAACAAGCCAU